Molecule: messenger RNA, 363 nt
Organism: Schistosoma haematobium
Lineage: Eukaryota; Metazoa; Platyhelminthes; Trematoda; Strigeidida; Schistosomatidae
Exons: 2
Coding region: 1-363 (120 amino acids)
Source: RefSeq, a predicted model, not a curated record
AUGUCAUGUGGACUCCGUGUUCUCAAAGACAAAAAGAGCGAUGACGUUUCAGAUACAAAAGGUUUGAUUAAUUUGAAGAUGAUGAUUUGGGGAACAGGUGCAACAAAGUUAGCCUCUCGUCGUAUAAAUGUCAACGAAGUUGAAGUAUUGGAACUGUUGACUCUGUUCGUUCGUAAUGAAAUUCGGUUUCGUGGUGCUUGUUCAUGCGUUUUGGUUGGGCCUUUCGGCUUGCAUACAGAUUUGUCGGUAUAUUUAUCUAUCGCGGUUGAAUCAGAGAAGAUGGAGGCACAUCAUUCUGAACAUUUAUUCAGGUCUUUUCUAACCGCACUUUAUGUUCUUCAGUCUUCCUCGUCUGGACUUUAA